This is a messenger RNA of Eimeria acervulina, 2022 nucleotides long. Its product is annotated as WD domain, G-beta repeat-containing protein, putative. Bases 1 to 2022 code for a protein of 673 amino acids. The transcript is spliced from 7 exons. Lineage: Eukaryota; Apicomplexa; Conoidasida; Eucoccidiorida; Eimeriidae. The record is from RefSeq and is a predicted model, not a curated record. Gene Ontology annotation, molecular function: protein binding.
AUGCAGCAAACUGCAGCUGCUGCUGCAGCAGCAGCAGCAGCAGCAGCGCCAGCAGCACAUACUGCAGCAGCAGAUGCUGCAGCAGCAGAAGCUGUAGCAAUUCCUGCAGCAGAAACUUCUGCUACACCAGGAGCAGCAGCAGAUGCUGCACCAGGAGCAGCAGCAGAUGCUGCACCAGGAGCAGCAGCAGAUGCUGCAGCAGGAACUGCUGCUGCUGCUGCUGCUGCUGCUGCUGCUGCAGCUACCUCCCGCAUCUUUGCUUCCUUUUCCACUGCCUAUACACCCGACUGCAUUGAGUCCUGGAGUCAGCAUGCAGCGUCUUGUCUUGCCCGGCGUUCUGCUGCUGCUGCUGCUGCAGCAGCAACAACAGAAGAGGAAGCAGCAGCGGAUAUAACAAAGCGGCCUUUCGAAGGUCCGCUACUUGCUGCAGCAGAAGCAGCCAACAGCAACAGCAGAAGUAGCAACAGCAGCAACAGCAGCAGCAGCAGCAGCAGCGAUCUGUUUGUCGUUGGGAUGUAUCAAUAUGAAGAGACAACCCGCAUGCGUAGGGGGGGCCUUUCUUUCUAUACCCUGCAGCAGCAGCAGCAGCAGCAGCAGGACUCAGCAGCAGCAGCAGCAGCGCCAUCCGUUCGUUGCAUUCUUGAACAUUUUACAGACUCUUUCGGGUGUCUAGACACCCGGUGGCUACACCCGGAAGACGAGGGGGAAGACAGCAGCAGCAGCAGCAACAACAACAACAACAGCAGCAGCAGCACGAAAAGCGGAAGGAGCAGCAGCCUCAGCUGCAGUGCUGCAGCGCGAGUGCCGCUGCUGCUGUCGCCCGGCAGAGACCACAUAGGACUCAGCCUAGACCCUCUAAAUGAGCAGCCCCAGUAUGCUGCUGCUGCUGCUGCUGCUGGUGUUGCAGCUGUUGUUGCUGCUGCUGCUGCUGCUGCUGUUGCUAUUGCUGAUGCUGCUACUGCUGCUGCUGCUAGUGAUGCUGCGGUUCCCCUUGCUGUCGUUGAUGUUGUGGCGAAGGCCCACGAAGCGGAGGCCUGGGCUGUGGCGGUCUCCCCGACUUCAGGCGGCAGCACCGUAGCUACGGGAGCUGAUGACUGCUGCCUCCGUCUGUGGGACAUCCGCAGCUGCUGCAGCUCUCCUGCAGCAGAAGCAAGCAUUCUUAGCAGGGGCAGCAGCAGGAGCAGCAGCAGGAGCAGCAGCAGGAGCAGCAGCAGGAGCAGCAGCAGAAGCAGCAGCAGCAGCAGACCCCCUCGUCUGCAUGCAGAGAACAGCAGCAGCCACACCAUGGGCGUUACUUCUUUGUCUUUUUCUCCUUCUUAUUCUUUUCUCUUGCUGUCGGGGAGCUACGACGGCUACCUCCGCUGCUUCGACCUGCGGCAGCUCCGCCGCCCUCUCUCCGAAUACAAAACAUCAGGGGGCCUCUGGAGGCUUCGCCACUCUUGGGGGCCCCUAUGGGGGGGCCCCCUAGAAGGGGGGCCCCCAGGGGGGCCCCUAGAGGGGGGGCCCCUAGAAGGGGGUUUAGAAAGGGCACGGGUGGGGGGCCCUUUGCUUCUUGCUGCUUGCUGCCACGGAGGCUGUGAGGUUUGGACGGGGGCUACUGCUGCACCGCAGCUGCAGCGGCUGCUGCAGCAGCAGCUCCACAAGUCUAUGACUUAUGGAAUAACUCAGCUAUGCUGUAUACCUCAGCAGCAGCAGCAGCAGCAGCAGCAGCAGCAACAGCAGCAGCAGCAGUUUAUAGGGGCUUCUGUUGGCUUCUACGACAAGAGCGUUUGCGUCUGGCAGCAACUCCUGCCUGCACCUUCUCGUGGAGCAGCAGCAGCGCGAGAAGCAACAGCAGUCGCUGCUGCUGCUGCGUUUGCUGCUGUCGAACAUUCGCAACAGCAGCAGCAGCAGCAGCAGCAGGGGUCAGCAGCACCAGCGUUGUCUCCUCUUUGCCCUUGUCUCCUCAGAGACAGCACGAGGAGACAGUUGCUGCAGGGGUGGUGGAGGUGCGCCGUAAGUGCAAACGAGUGUUGGCAGUAG